AUGUCUUCCCAGCGAAGAGCUUUCGUCCUGGAUUUCGAUGGAACAAUAACAACUAAGGACACAAUCUCCACACUUCUCAACUUCGCUCUUUCAACCCAAGCUUCUAACAAGAAAGAUCUGACGGCGGCUCGGGAUGAAAUCGUUGCGAAGUACGGCAAGGACUACUCGAAGCACGUGAAAGACUACUGUCCCGUGAAAGAAGAAAGGAAGACCCUAGCAAGAGAAAUCGAGUACUAUCGAUGUCUCCAUGAUGUGGAAACCCGGAGCUUUGAGCGGGUGAGUAACUCUGGAUUGUUCAGGGGCAUUUCAAGCAGUGAGUGGGAAGUAUUUGGAAGCCACGCGGUAAAGACAGGGGAAGUGAUUAUCAGGGGCGGAUUUGGUGAUUUUGUUGAGAGAGUCAAUAUGUCCGGAGGGAUAUGGGGUGUGGUCUCAGUGAAUUUCUCAAGCCAUUUCAUCCGUGGAGUUCUGGCAAGCGCCGGCGUGGACGCCUCCGAGGUAGAAGUCAUUGCCAACCAUCCAGAUGAAAAUGGUAUCCUUUUGGGACCUGAGACUCGCGAAAAUCGGUCGGUUAUGGCAACUUCAGAUGACAAGUUGGCUUCGAUGAAGGCCAUGUUGAAUUCAUGGAGAAGUAAAACGGGAGGAAAUUUCUCGAAAGUAGUUUACGUAGGCGAUUCUGGGACUGAUGUCGAGUGUUUGACUGCAGAAGGAACGACUGGGAUUGUCAUAGCUGAAGACAGAGACAGCAACCUGAUGGAAACGCUGGAUCGGGUGGGAGUGGACGUCGAGCAUGUUGAUGUAUACCGAGAAGGACAAGAGUCAAGAGUCUACUGGGCUCGAGACUUCAGAGAGAUACUUGAGAAUUCUUUCCUCGUGUCACAGCAAAUAUCAAAAUAG
Molecule: messenger RNA, 894 nt
Organism: Hyaloscypha bicolor E
Lineage: Eukaryota; Fungi; Ascomycota; Leotiomycetes; Helotiales; Hyaloscyphaceae
Exons: 1
Coding region: 1-894 (297 amino acids)
Source: RefSeq, a predicted model, not a curated record